Molecule: messenger RNA, 1093 nt
Organism: Mangifera indica (mango)
Lineage: Eukaryota; Viridiplantae; Streptophyta; Magnoliopsida; Sapindales; Anacardiaceae
Product: germin-like protein subfamily T member 2
Exons: 1
Coding region: 219-887 (222 amino acids)
Cellular component (GO): cell wall
Molecular function (GO): manganese ion binding
Source: RefSeq, a predicted model, not a curated record
GUGGAAAAACAAAAUGAUCUCUCUGGUAUUGGUCUUCAGGCAGGGAUCAUCUGCUAAGUCAACGUGAUAAAUCAAAGUCAGCAGCCACCUAAUCCCAACCUGCAAGUUUCCUUCUCCACUACCGAUGGGGAUAUUUAAGGAUCAUUGAUCUUCCUCCCAUCACAACAUCCUGGAAUUCUUAGAUUAUCUUGCCAUUUCCUUCAGCAUACACCAACAAUAUGAUUUCUUUAUCAAGCUCACCCUUCCAACUCAUAUUUUGCCUAAUGGUGUUACUCAUUCUCCCUUUCUCUUCACGUUCGGCAGAUCCUGAUGCUUUACAGGACUUCUGUGUUGCAGACUUUAAUUCCUCCAUAUCAGUUAAUGGCUUCUCCUGCAAACCUGCUGAACAAGUAGUUUCGGAUGAUUUUUUCUUCGAUGGGCUGCGCAAAGAGGGAAACACAUCAAAUGUCUUUGGAGCGACGGUGACUCCUGCCAAUGUUUUCACGUUUCCAGGGCUCAAUACAAUGGGACUUUCGACAAACCGGGUAGACUUUGGCCCUGGUGGACUCAACCCACCUCAUUCACACCCUCGUGCAUCUGAGUCCGGUAUUGUGAUUGCAGGAAAGCUGCUUGUAGGAUUUAUAACAAGUGACAAUGUAUUUCACUCAAAGGUUUUGAGUCCUGGGGAGAUGUUUGUGAUUCCAAAAGGACUGGUUCACUUCCAACUUAAUGUUGGAGAAGGAAAGGCUCUUGCCUUUACAUCUUUCAACAGUCACUUCCCUGGCGUUGUGAUUGCUUCCACAAAUCUCUUCGGUUCAACACCUUCAAUUCCUAAUUCGGUGUUGACCAAAGCCUUCCAGGUGGGAGAUGAUGUGAUCAAUGGCAUCAGAUCCAAGUUUGAUUCUUGACCAUUUUCAACUGCGUCCAUUUUCAAGAUUGUAUUUUAUCAUGUUAAUUUGCUCCACCAUCCUUCACCCUCCCAGGAGUGAUGGAUCAUUUAUUGUUUUAUAGUAAUAAUUAUUGCAUAUAAAAUAAGUAAGCUUUUGUAAUAACAAUUCAUCGUUGAAGUGUUAGUAUCAAUAGCUCAAUUAAAAUUCUAUUGUUUUGUAAUGAA